Messenger RNA from Mercenaria mercenaria, 1133 nucleotides. RefSeq names its product kielin/chordin-like protein. Lineage: Eukaryota; Metazoa; Mollusca; Bivalvia; Venerida; Veneridae. The record is from RefSeq and is a predicted model, not a curated record. The transcript has 4 exons. Bases 31 to 810 code for a protein of 259 amino acids.
UUCGACGAAACAUAUUUUACGAGUAGAGAUAUGGAACUGACAUUUACCUUUAGCGUUCUACUGGUACUUACUGGUAUAGCGUAUACACAUGGGCGCUGUCAAGUGAACGGUAUAUCAUACGCAGUGGGUGAUACCUUUGAGCAUCCUGAAGAUCACUGCAAAGUUUGCGAGUGUUGUAAAAAUGGAACGUUUACCUGCCUAAUUAAAGAAUGUCCGACGCUAAAUUGUGGCAUAUCGAAGCAACAGAAUACUUCGGAUGGUUGUUGUCUGGAGUGCAUGCCUGAAUGCAACAGUGCCAACUGCAGUACGUCAUCGCUGGAUUGUUCCGAGGAUAGAUAUGCGUAUCACAAAAACGCUUGUUGUCCAUCAUGCGGAUGCAAUCUGCGCGACACGUACUGGCCAAUGGAUACAGUGCCUCUAGGUCAUUUUGGAUCAUGUAACAGAUGCACAUGCCACCAGAACGGCACUUCUACAUGUAGGUCCGCCGAUUGUCCCGGAAGGUUACUCGAAUGUGUUAAUCCUACGGCUACGAAGAAUGGCAGUAACUGCACGUUUGAAUGUCCUGAUGAAUAUACAUGCAGAAGAAGCAAUGUCUUACUGAAGAAAAACGAGUGGACGAAAAUUGCAUUUCUAUACUGUACUUGCUUUCCAGAUCAUUGGUAUCCAAGAGGCGCUUGUUUUGAUCCAAGGUGGACAGGCAAAAUAAUCGAUAAUGCAAGAGAUAACAAAUGUAUGGCUGAUUGGUCAUAUGAAAACAUAACAUUAGUACCAACAAGAAGGAUUGAUUAUCGGAGUUUCUUUUUAUUAUAAGCAAUAACUUUCACCAACUGUAGCAUUCCCGCAGAUUAUAAUGACGACAUGUGAAAGAAAGACAGAAAACUUGAAUAUAUGAAAUAAAACUGUAAACAUCUCUCUUUGUCUUCGUCGGUUUAAUAGCAUAUUCAACAUCUGCAAAUAAUAUUUGAACCGGAAGGUGUAUUGACUCACAAAAGAGACAAAACGUCACAGAAUAACCAAUAUAACUAAUAUUCCUUGUUCAUUGGUAUCACGUUUAGCUCUGGUGCCGUGGACUCGUAACGACAAUUGGCAAAUUUCGAAUUCUCUGCAUGCAAUUUCGGCAUUCUCCGUUUUUU